Messenger RNA from Melanotaenia boesemani (Boeseman's rainbowfish), 5287 nucleotides. Its product is annotated as roundabout homolog 2-like. Bases 500 to 4558 code for a protein of 1352 amino acids. Gene Ontology annotation, cellular component: plasma membrane; neuronal cell body; axon. Gene Ontology annotation, biological process: synapse organization; homophilic cell-cell adhesion. The record is from RefSeq and is a predicted model, not a curated record. Lineage: Eukaryota; Metazoa; Chordata; Actinopteri; Atheriniformes; Melanotaeniidae. Gene Ontology annotation, molecular function: axon guidance receptor activity; protein binding. The transcript has 26 exons.
UGCUCCUCUCGGCAUGUGCAGCGCUUAGUAUUCGCUCAAACUCACACCAACCUGCAACUCAGAGUAUCGAAAGGAGACGGACCGUGCCAUCAUUUAUGACUAGGCUAAAUGUAGUUAAGUCUCAUUUUUGUGUUUUUGUCGGCGACGACAGCGGGGUACCCUAAAUAGAAGCCAGUGCGCGCGCGUGUGUGUGUGAGACCAUGCGGGAGCAAAGAAGUGAUGCUGCUGAGUUUAGAUAUUAGGUUUCUCCGGGGCGGUGCUGCUGAUCCUGAUGCUGACAUGGCUUCCUGGGAGUGACAUCAAAGUUUUUUAGGGGCUAUUAUACUUGCUUGAGGUGUUCCAGCUGAGGCUCGGUCUCCAGUUUUGUUCAGUUUGCUUCGUUUUCAGUCAAAUCUGCGCUCGGUUCAAUGACUGGAGUUUCGGUUUAAUUGGUAAAUUUACGCUGAGUGGACCGUCACGAGGUUGCAUACUCCGGGUUUGGCAUCCGUAGAGUGUGGAGAUGAACUUUGGAGAUUUCCUACUUGUGAUUACUUCAUUCCUCACCUUCGUCUCAGGGUACCGAGCACGGUUUGAAGACAGUGCUCCUCGGAUUGUGGAAGACCCCUCCGAUUUGAUUGUCUCCAAGGGGGAGCCCGCUACCCUCAACUGCAAGGCAGAAGGCCGACCUACUCCUAGCAUAGAGUGGUAUAAAGAUGGCGAGCGUGUGGAGACGGACAAGGAUGACCCCCGUUCUCACCGAAUGCUCCUGCCCAGCGGCUCCCUCUUCUUCUUGCGCAUCGUUCAUGGACGCCGGAACAAACCAGAUGAGGGCAUCUACACCUGUGUGGCCCGCAACUACCUGGGAGAGGCCAUCAGUCGGAACGCUUCGCUGGAGGUUGCCGUUCUGAGAGAUGAUUUCCGGCAAGCCCCAAGCGACGUGGUGGUGGCUGCUGGUGAGCCUGCAGUGUUGGAGUGUGUCCCACCCCGUGGUCACCCUGAGCCUACCGUAUCCUGGAAACGCAACAACGUCAGAGUCAGCACCAAAGAAGAGCGCAUCUCUAUACGAGGGGGCAAACUGAUGAUCUCUCACACCAGGAAGAGCGAUGCUGGCAUGUAUGUUUGUGUGGGCACAAACAUGGUUGGAGAGAGGGACAGCGAUCCUGCAGAGCUCGUGGUAUAUGAGCGUCCUGUGUUGGUACGGAGACCAGUGAAUCAGGUGGUCAUGGAGGAAGAGACUGUUGACUUCACAUGUGAGGUCCAUGGGAAUCCCUCUCCAACUGUGCGAUGGCGAAGGGAUGAAGGAGAGCUUCCACGUGGGAGGUUUGAAAUCCACAAUGGCAACAACCUUCGUUUGUUCCGCGUGAAGGAACAGGAUGAAGGCACAUAUACCUGCACAUCUGAAAACAGCGUGGGCAAGACAGAGGCUUCAGCCAUGCUGCAAGUCCAUGUUCCACCACAGAUUGUUGCAAAGCCCCAAGACCAGAUUGCCACCCAGGGGAAGAGCAUCAAGUUCCAAUGUGGCACCACAGGAAACCCUCCACCUGCCAUUUUCUGGCAGAAGGAGGGCAGCCAGAUGUUGCUGUUCCCCGGCCAGCCACCAUCACAGUCUGGCCGUUACUCUGUUUCCAUGAGCGGAGAGCUGACCAUCACUGAUGUUCAUCCGGAGGACUCAGGCUUUUAUGUCUGCCAGGCUAUCAGUGUAGCAGGAAGUGUUUUGAACAAGGCGUUACUGGAGGUGGAGGGAGGUCCUUCAGGUCAUAUCCCACCCAUCAUUCGACAAGGCCCAGCCAACCAGACUGCAUCUCGCGGUGUGACGGUGCAGUUACACUGCCGUGUAGUCGGAGGUGCUUCAGUGAAAAUUUCAUGGGAGAAAGAUGGAGAGAAGCUUCAGGGAAAUAAAGCUCGACUGACCUUGAUGGAGAAUGGCAGUUUGCAAAUCACAGACAUAAAGGACACAGACUCUGGGAUGUACACAUGCGUGGUAUCUGCCGCCACAGGGGAAUCGAGCUGGAGCGGGAUGCUAACUGUCAGAGAAGACGGACCAUCUUCGGUAUCCAGAGUUUCAGAGUUCAUACAGCUUCCAGGACCUCCGCAGAAGCCUGUAGUGACUGAUGUGACCAAAAACACUGUCACCCUCACCUGGCAGUCCAACCCACAUGAAGGCGGAGCUGCUGUCACCUCAUACAUUAUUGAGGCUUUCAGCCAGUCAGUGGGAAGCACCUGGCAAACUGUCGCAGACCACGUGAAACAGGAGAGGCACACAGUUGUCGGGCUCUUCCCGAACACGGUUUAUCUCUUUAUAGUCCGAGCUGUCAACUCUUAUGGCCUCAGUGACCCCAGUCCAAUCUCUGAGCCUGUCAGGACACAGGAUGGGAGUCCGACAGAACAGGGUGUGGACCACAGACAGGUGCAGAGAGAGCUGGGCGAAGUGUCUGUCUACCUGCAGAAGCCUGUGGUUCUGUCUCCUGCCAGCGCCAGGAUCACUUGGACUGUUACACGUCAGUCCCCGUAUGUUCAGGGCUACCGUAUAUUUUAUCGGACGAUUGGUAGCACCUGGUUGGUCCAAGAUGUAGAGGCCACGUCUGACUACAUCUGCGUCUUGGAAGAUCUGCACAGCAACACAGAGUAUGAGGUCAAGAUACGGCCUUAUUUCAACGAGCUGCAGGGACAUGAUAGCCUGAUGGUGCUGCUGCAUACCCCUGAUGAGGUUCUGAGCGAUCCUCCACAGGCUGUGUCAGUGGUCCAGCUCACCAACAGCUCCAGUAUCAGUGUCUCCUGGGAGCCGCCUCCUCAUAACAUUCAGAAUGGCAACAUUCGAGAGUACAAGGUCUGGUGUCUGGCUAAUGAUGUGGAGCCUGAGAGCCAGAUAAACCGAACUGUGGAUGGAGCAGUUCUGUCCAUCCUGCUGACGGACCUGCUGCCUGACGUCCGUUACACUGUGGUGGUGGCUGCUGUCACCAGCCUGGGUGUGGGCACUGAAAGCCAGCCUGUCAACCUGCUUCUCACUCAGCCAUUGGAGGUGAAGAAAAGCAGUAACUUGAGCAUAACAGAGCAGAUCACAAGCAUCAUCUGCCAGCCGGCCUUCAUUGCAGGAUUGGGUGUAGCUGCGUGGUUGGUGUUGAUGGGCUUCAGUGGGUGGCUGUACUGUCGGCACCGCAGGAGGAAGCAGCUGGGACACUACACUACAUCCUUUGCAUACACACCAGCAGUUGGUUUUGCUCACAGUGAAGGAACUGGAAUCAUUAAUGGAGGACCUGGCUUGCUGGGCUCAAACAUGGGUAACUACCCCUGGCUGGCAGACUCCUGGCCCACUCCAAACCUCACACACAUCAGCAAAGACUCAGUCAACUGCUGCUCUGGAAAAAUUGAAUCAGAUCGAUAUUAUAAUUCUGUUGGGAUCAUCAACUACCCGAGUCAGACAGAGAAACGCAGCACCACCUCCAACGACAGCCCCAUCUACAGCACCAUAAACACAACUGCUGAGGAUGACCUCCUGGCGUACUACGACACUUACUCCAGUGUGUCCUUUAACCAGGGUCCAGACCCAUACAGUAGCAACCCAGUACUCUCAAACAGUGGGCUUACUGGUUUGGAACAGGAUCUGGACCAGUGGACCAUCAAGUCUGGUCAGUCAGGGUCUGAAUAUGCCAAGCUACAGUAUACCAAGAAAAACAAUGACAAACUACUGCAACAGAGAUGUACUGGGUCCUCAUCAAAAUCAGCUCCUCUCACCUGGGUGGAUGUUUUAUCGUUGCCUCUUCCUGCCAACUAUGACAGAGAUCAUGCAAAAUCAAACAAAGAAGAGGCGCAGCACAGCUCUGAGGAGGAAGAUGAUGACUGGUGUCCUCCACUGCCAGCCAGAACCUACCUAAUGGACAGUUCCAGAGAAGAACUCUCCAGUCAGCCUUCCAAAGCAGAAGAGCUCCCCUACACAGCAACUCUCAUAUCUUCUCAGCAAGAUGCAGCCAAGCUUAAUGGCAGUCCGCGCCUGCAACACUUUGACCUCCUGGCCCGUCACCACUCAAGCUCCCAGGUGUCCCAAUCCAACACGGAUCUGUUUACCAACACCAAGGCCAGGGAUGCCAGUGAUUUGCACAACUGUAGCCAAUGGGCAAAUGAUUUCAGGGGGGAAAGCCUGAGCAAAGUACAAUCUGCUGCUGCAGCUGCAGAGUCGGGCCCCACAGCCCAGGCACACAGAUCCAGAAGUAAGAAGAGAGUGCCCAAGGAUGGACAAAACAAGAGAGAGCCGCACAGUGAAACAGGACUCCCGCCUCUACCAACCCCUCCCUCCACAGAUGACUCCCUGCAGCUCUUGGUGGAUGUUUUGAGCCGCAGCCGAACAGACAGUGAAAGAAAAGAGGGGAGUGACUCGCCCACUCUUCCAAAGAGGAGAGAACAUUUCUCACCACAAAGAGGAGGACCUACAAAGUGGUUAUCACAAGCAGAUGAAAAUGUAAUCCCGUAUGGUCAGCCAAGCAGUCUACCCAAGGUCCAGAAGUCAGGCUAUGGCUCCCUCGGUGGAAAAUCCUUUCCCCGGCCCUCCAAUGCUGGCCAGAGGAGAGAUGAGAACUUCAUGUAGACAGCAGCUGAUUACGUGAUGUGACAUCCUCCUUUUUCUUCCCCGAGAUCGUGUCUUUGCGAACCGCCAAUCUGUUGCCAUGGCAUCUUUUGAAAGGCUGAAGACGAAAGGGAAAGCAUCAAGGCUUGCCAUCUGCCUUUUCACAAGUUAUUUGUGUUUUUUGUUAUUUCAUUUUAAUAAUUUUCUCUUUUCUUUUAUGAUUUCCCACAUUCUUUCUGUGUAUAUAAACAUCUUAAAUGCAUUUUUUUAAAAGAUUUGAUCAGAUAUAAUACUAAAAAUGGAUCUGCAGGGGAAAUACUGUAUUUUUACGCAAAGGGAAGUCUGUUUUAGUCUGUAUUAAAUUGUUGUACAGCAGAUUAAUGAAUGUAUCUUCUGUUGACUUCAAACCAUGAAACCAUGAUGAUGCGUGUGUGACAAAAACACAUGAGGCAGAAAAUAUGUUAAUAGCCCAUAAUGUGUGUGUGUGUGUGUGUGUGAGAGAGAGAGAGAGAGAGAGUUGUUGUGUCUGUGCAUGUGUGUGGUGUUUGUGCGUCAGUGUUUUAAUAUCUCAUUUCUGUGUGAGUGUGUACUGUGGUACUUCUGUAGAUCACCAGUGUGUGUUGCUUUUUAAACUGAACAAUAAAGCAUUUGUUACGAAAAUAUUUCUGAAAUUGUGUGAAUUGUACUAAACGCGAGGGGACAAGAGCAGCCGUGUUUUUCACAGCAAGACUGUUAAUAAUGUUUGCCCUU